This is a messenger RNA of Schistocerca serialis cubense, 549 nucleotides long. RefSeq names its product gustatory and pheromone receptor 32a-like. Lineage: Eukaryota; Metazoa; Arthropoda; Insecta; Orthoptera; Acrididae. Gene Ontology annotation, biological process: sensory perception of taste. The transcript has a single exon. Gene Ontology annotation, cellular component: membrane. Bases 1 to 549 code for a protein of 182 amino acids. The record is from RefSeq and is a predicted model, not a curated record.
AUGUCUCAUCCUCGUCCUCCACUGCUGCAAGUAGCGCCGCAGUCGGCUACUUCGUCAGUGAGGCUGAGUCAUCUGCGAGAGGCGUUCUUGGCCUUGAUCCGUGCUGCCGAGAAGUUGGAGGAACACUUUCAGCUGUCAUUGGCUGCUGACAUCACACAUGCCGUUUUUGGUGCAAUCUGCAGCUCAUACGAAGUAUUUAUCGCCAUCGAGAAACCACAUAUUACUCGUUUACUACCGUACAGCAAAUCACUGAGAACGUCGAUGUUAUGGCUCGCCUACCAUUGUUUCAAGGUAAUAUGUCUGGCACUGUCCUGUGGGGCAGCUAAGGACGAGGCGAGACGUACCGGUGUGAUCCUGCGGAGACUACCAGUGCUGCCACCUUGCCUCUCUGGCGAAGUGGACGCCUUCCUCCGUGUGACGUCGCAGGAAGCACAACUGAAUUUCACAGCUGCAGGAUUCAUCGAAAUCGACCGCCGCUUUCUGGUUUCAGCACUUGCCGUCGUCAUUACGUACCUCGUCGUCAUUGGUCAAUCUGUGACUGACUGGUGA